Molecule: messenger RNA, 1632 nt
Organism: Canariomyces notabilis
Lineage: Eukaryota; Fungi; Ascomycota; Sordariomycetes; Sordariales; Chaetomiaceae
Product: SEP-domain-containing protein
Exons: 3
Coding region: 171-1406 (411 amino acids)
Biological process (GO): autophagosome assembly; membrane fusion; Golgi organization
Cellular component (GO): nucleus; cytosol
Molecular function (GO): ubiquitin binding
Source: RefSeq, a predicted model, not a curated record
GUCGCCUACAAUCGCCCAAGUUUACAUCGCCCUGGGGUGCCUAAACUUCUUAAAGUUUCGAGAAGUCCGCUUCCUUUCACAAACCUCCUCCAUCCGCCGUCAAUCGUGCACUCGAUCUGUGCUCUCCUCCUUGCUUUAAAUUCAUUUCCGCGACCUUACAACGGUCUAACAUGGCGGACCACGAUACGCUCAUCAGCAAUUUCUGCGAGUUGACGGGCGCUUCAACCGAACAGGCUACCGAGUACCUCAGUGCGAGCCAGUGGGAUAUCGACUCUGCCGUUACGUCAUAUUACACAGACAUGGAUGAGGGUGGUCCGGCGGCCCCAGAACCAGAAGCCGCGGGCGCCGUUCCCGGUCCGGAAUAUACUGGCCCACGGACCUUGGAUGGCCGUCCCGCACCUGAAUAUGCUGGCACUUCCUCGGCCUCUAGAGCCAAAAAACCACAGAAACGGACAGGCAUUGCCACCUUUAGUUCUUUAGGUGCUGGGCAUAGUCACGACGACGAUGACGACGACGACGAUGAUGAAUACGACGACGAGGAGCGGCGAGACAUGUUCGCUGGUGGAGAGAAGUCAGGUCUGGCAGUCCAAGAUCGGCCGGCGGCCAAUGAUCCGAGAAAGUUGAUUGGUGAUAUUGUGGCCAAGGCGAAAGCGAAUGCGCGAGAGCCUGGAUCUUCGAGCGCCGCGGGCCCCUCGAGCUCCCGUUUUCGCGGAGGGGGUCAGACACUUGGCGGUGAUGGCGUAGAGAGCCGCCGGAUACCCGACCCGCGUGGCAACCCCAUUCCGACCGUCUCCAACGAUGGCCCCGUGCAAGAGCGCACCCUCCAUAUUUGGAACGAUGGCUUUAGCAUUGAUGAUGGCGAGUUGCGUCGCUUUGACGAUCCCAACAACCGCGCCGACUUGCAGAUGAUCCGAGAAGGACGGGCGCCGAUACACCUGAUGAAUGUAAGGCUGGAUCAGCGGGUGGACGUGAAGCUGCAGCAGCACAACGAGAAUUACCGCCCUCUCCCCAAGGUCUACCGCCCAUUUAGCGGCGAGGGCCGCCGUCUGGGAAGCCCCGUCCCUGGUGAGACGGCCCCAGCUCCGCCAGCAGCCGCUCCCGCUACUACUACAAGCACGAGCUCCACACAGCAAGCCUCAGCCUCGACAGGUGUGGACGAGUCACAACCAACGUUGAUGCUCCGCAUCCAGUUGCCUGAUGGCACUCGCCUCCCUGCGCGCUUCAACACCACCCAGACGGUUGGUGAUGUCUAUGAUUUUAUCCAGCGCGCCUCCCCAUCUGUCAGCGGCCGCCAGUGGGUGCUUUCCACAACAUUCCCCAACAAGGAACACGAAGACAAAGGGUUGGUACUGGGCGAGAUGGCCGAGUUCAAGAGGGGUGGGACGGCCGUGGUCAAGUGGAAAUAAGCUGCUGAGAAUGUGGAUCUGAGCUCGAGGCGUGGCUCAUGCAUGCUGAGCCGGUUCGGGGUGCUGGGCUGUAUAAUAGCAUGAAUGGGAGAGAUGAAUGACAAUGGCACAGUGAAAUCGCCAUGGUUCAAGCCACGAUGCCCACCGUGACAGGGAUGCUUUGGGAUAGAUUUCCAACGCAACUCAAUAAUCGCUAUGCCUACCCGUCCCAACACUAACCAAAUAU